Molecule: messenger RNA, 786 nt
Organism: Oldenlandia corymbosa var. corymbosa
Lineage: Eukaryota; Viridiplantae; Streptophyta; Magnoliopsida; Gentianales; Rubiaceae
Source: the annotation of a GenBank genome assembly
CACAUUUUUGCAAUAAGCCAAACACGUUCAACAAUGACAUAUUACUUGUAUAUAUAAAUAUAUGUUUUACGACAAUUUCACAUACACACACACACACGACGGGGCAAAGGACAAUCUAAACAUGAAGGGUUCAUUCUCACAUGAUGUCAAAGUGAAAGUUCCGGCAGCCGAAGCAUGGAAAGUUUACGGCACGCUUCGACUGUCGGAAGUAGUACGGCAACGGCUACCGAACGUCCUGUCCCGGCUCGACGUGUUGGAAGGAGACGGCGGUCCGGGAACCAAGAUGCAUCUCGUAUAUCCACCCGGAAACCCGCUAGGUUCGUUGAAAGAAGAAUUCCUGGUUGUGGACGAUCAAACCAUGACGAAAAUAACGCAAGUGUACGAAGGCGGAUACCUAAACUUCGGGAUCACGCUCUACCGGGUCACCUUUCGGGUCGUCCCGGAUCCCGAGGACGAUCGUGGUUGCACCGUCAAGUGCACUCUUGACUAUGAGAUCCGGGAGGACUCCAUGGCCAAUGCGGGUUUCGUCUCCAUCAAGGCUCUUUCCUAUGUUAUGGAUGCUGCUAAUGAUUACCUUCUCAGCUCUAGUGGAGUUACUAAUUAAUUAACUGAUCAUUGUUCGUGAGAGGGUUCAAGAGUUGGGGAAUAAUGUUUGUUCAUUUUUAUUUUUAUUUUUUUAAAUAAAAUGAAAUUUAACGUCAAAAAUUAGACUAUGAAGUGUACCGAAAAUAACUUCAACUCUUGAACUCUCAUUUGUAAAGAGAGUAAAGUACAUCAAUUCAAGAG